AUGCAGAAGAGGGAAGCCGGCAGGUCGCCCGGCUCCUCCACCACGCCCGCCAAGCGCGGACGCCCGUUCGGAAGCACGGCGGCCGCUGCUGCCGCCGCCGCUGCUGCUGCUGCCGCCGCUGCCGCCAGCUCCGCUUCCUUCGCUGCCGCAGGCGAUGCUAAUUCUCCGGCGUCACUCCUUGGUCCUUCUCUCCACGUCCCGAACUCCUUCGCCGAUCAAAACAAUAAAAGAAUUGUCUUGGCGUUGCAAAGUGGCUUGAAGAGUGAGCUGACAUGGGCAUUGAACACACUUACCCUGCUUUCUUUUAAAGAAAAAGAUGAUCUACGAAGGGACUCAACAGCGCUCGCUAAGAUACCUGGACUGCUGGAUGCUCUCCUUCAAGUUGUUGAUGAUUGGCGUGACAUUGCUUUUCCUCGAGACUAUACAAAGCUUGCACGAGUGAGAACAUUGGGUGUAAAUUCAGUGGUUACAGGUUUUGGAAACGAGUUUGAAGCGACGAGCAGUCUUGAUACCACUUCCCAUCCUGGUCAUAAAAGUUCAUCUAAUAUGGAGGCAUCUAGUGGGAAAAAACAUCGGUCAAUGGACUGGUGGUUUGAAGAUGAUGGCUUGUUUAACGUGGAUGAAGAAGGUCGGGCAGAAAAGCAACAGUGUGCCGUUGCUGCUUCUAACAUCAUUAGGAACUUCUCUUUCAUGCCUGAUAAUGAAACAAUCAUGGCACAGCACAGGCAUUGCUUGGAGACAAUGUUCCAAUGCAUAGAGGAUCAGAACACUGAAGAUGAGGAGCUUGUGACCAAUGCACUGGAGACGGUUGUCAAUUUAGCUCUGCUUUUGGACCUUCGUAUAUUUAGCUCGUCUAAGCCAUCAUUUAUCGCAAUGACUGAGAAACGUGCAGUUCAAGCCAUCAUGGGGAUGCUUGGAUCUUCGGUCAAGGCUUGGCAUUGUGCAGCUGCUGAAUUGCUUGGACGCCUCAUAAUAAAUCCUGAUAACGAGCCGUUUCUUCUUCCUUCAGCUCCAGAGAUGUACAAGAGACUAGUCGAUCUUCUUAGCCUGCCAACCGUCGAUGCGCAAGCAGCUGCCAUCGGGGCACUCUACAAUCUUGCAGAGGUGAAUGCAGAUUGCAAAGUGAGGCUUGCAAGCGAGAGAUGGGCCAUCGACAGACUCUUCAAAGUGGUGAAGACUCCGCAUCCUGUGCCUGACAUUUGUAGAAAAGCUGCGAUGAUACUGGAAAGCUUAGUGUCCGAGCCGCAAAACCGGCAUGUGCUUCUGGCACACGAGAGCAGCUUUGCGGAGAUCCUUAUGUCAGAUGGGAGGCACUCCGAUACGUUUGCACGAAUACUGUACGAGCUUACAUCAAGACCCAACAGCAAAGUUAGUACGACUCGUGGUGUAUGGGGGAUGUGAGAACAUUAUGUAUGAUUUACGUCUUUGCUACCUAGAGGUUUCGUAGCUACAUAGUAGUAGGAGAAUUAUAGUGGGUUAGUGUGGGCCACAUGUUUCUCCUUCUUCAUGAGCAGAAUUUGCAAGUAAAUAUGGGUGAUUUUUUUGAAA
Messenger RNA from Musa acuminata subsp. malaccensis (wild Malaysian banana), 1548 nucleotides. RefSeq names its product armadillo repeat-containing protein LFR. Gene Ontology annotation, biological process: positive regulation of DNA-templated transcription; chromatin remodeling; regulation of transcription by RNA polymerase II. Gene Ontology annotation, cellular component: nucleoplasm; SWI/SNF complex; brahma complex. The record is from RefSeq and is a predicted model, not a curated record. Gene Ontology annotation, molecular function: protein binding; nucleosome binding. NCBI's taxonomy places the organism in Eukaryota, Viridiplantae, Streptophyta, Magnoliopsida, Zingiberales, Musaceae.